CUGGAGCAAGAGAAACUAAGGAAGCUGACAGGCAGUGCUGAAGCCUGGGCUGAUUGUGAAUGCAAGGAGAUGAAUGGCUGCCAAAAGAGGUAGCAGAAAGAGAAGGAUGACAGAUGCAGAUUUGGCAAGAGGUUGAAGUGAACACAUGCACAUUGCUGCAGAAAUGUGAACUGAAUUUCAGAUUGGAAAAAUGAGAAACGGAGAGAACCAAAACUGACUGAUCCUUCCCUAUCUACACCCAGGUGAUAACUGCACCCGCCUCUGAGACAAUGGAGAAUACAAAUAACGUAACAGAAUUCAUCCUCUUGGGGCUAUCCCAAAAUGAGCAGGUCCAACAAGCUUGCUUCCUCUUGUUUCUGCUCAUCUAUUUAGUGAUUGUCCUGGGGAACCUUCUGAUCAUGGUCACUGUGAAGUCCAGCCAGCGCCUCCAUACACCCAUGUACUACUUCCUAUCUGUCCUCUCCUUUGUGGACAUCUGCUACGCUUCUGCCACAGUGCCGAAGCUGAUUGCAGAUUUGCUUGCUGAGAAGAAAUCCAUUUCAUUUCAAGGCUGCAUCACACAGCUCUUUUCCGUACACAUUUUUGGCUGCACUGAGAUCCUUAUCCUGACGGUGAUGGCUUAUGACCGCUAUGUGGCUAUCUGCAAGCCCCUGCACUACACAGCCAUCAUGAGCAGACAAGUGUGCCAUCAGCUGAUGAUAGCCACGUGGCUGGGAGGGCUUGUACAUUCAAUGGUCCAGACAAUCCUCACCAUAAAGCUGCCUUUCUGUGGGCCCAAUGAGAUUGACCACUAUUUCUGUGAUGUCUACCCUUUGCUGAAGCUGGCCUGCAGUGACACCCGCAUCGUUGGAGCUUUGGUUGUUGCCAACACUGGGAUGAUUGCUUUGGGGUGUUUCCUGGUACUGGUUGUGUCCUAUGCUGUCAUCUUAAUCACCCUCCGCACACAGUCCUCUGAGGGGAGACGCAAAGCACUCUCCACCUGUGCUUCCCACAUCACUGUUGUGCUCCUUUUGUUUGGUCCCUGCCUUUUCAUCUACGUCCGCCCUUCCACUACUUUAGCAGUGGAUAAAGUGUUUUCUCUGUUUUACACAAUCCUCACCCCCAUGUUGAACCCUAUCAUUUACACACUGAGGAAUGCUGAGAUGAAAAAUGCCAUGAAAAAGUUGUGGAGCAGGACAAAGAGGCUUGGGGAGCCAAAAUAAGUUGGGUUAGUUCUUAUAAAUGACAGGUGAAGUCAGAUUCUCAUGCCCUUAGACCAUUUGGUAACAUUUGGCCUUUGAACAUUCAAUGGUCCAGCAAAGUCAGCAGAUAGUCAGCAAACACCAAACCUGUCCAUAGUGUUAUAAUAUUCUUUAAGAAGGGAUCAUUCAGAAACGCCCCCCCUUAAAUCCUUUCCUCAAAAUUCAGAUAAUAUCAACAGAGAACUGAUAUUAACAGAAAACACAUUACAGACUCUUAUGCAAAUCUAAGGGAUGUGUUCCUGAAGCCUAUCUCCAAUGUAAUAGAAGGGUGCUGAGAUAUUUUGUUGGGAGCAUCAAAAAUAAAGAGUUAAAGUCUCCCUUUCCAUGCACCCCUGGUUCCAGGCCUCAUCAGACGUCCUGUCAGCUGCUAUUUACAUAACAGAAAUAUGUGAAUCGUAUUCAUAUGCCCUGAUUCACAGAGCCACUCUCCAACUCCAGGAGGGCAACAGGAACAGUGACAGGGGCAGGGCGGAGCUAGCACACUCAUCUCUUGUGUGAUUAUUGCUCUACACACUGAAAGGGGCUACAGAUAACUGGGGCUGCAAUCCAAUACAUGUCUCUCAGGUAAGUGUGUAUUGGAUUGUAGCCUUGGCCAGUACACAUGUAUCAAUAUACACCGUUUGCAUGCAUAUGUGCAGAUAUUGCCCCAGUCAGCUAGGGGAGAAGUGUCACAUUCCCCUCUGCUUUGGAGAGUAUCGUAUCCCUAAUAUUUAGAUAACCAGUAAUGUAGUGGCAAAUUCAGAAGUGCAGGGUCCCUUCAUGAUAGUCACAGCCACCCCCCCCCAUUUUUGCUGCUGGGUUGAGAAUGAGAGUUUUGCUAAUGCCUUCUCCCAUGUCCCUAGGAGCCAAUAAGCAUGAAAAGAGAGAGUGUUAGCUACUGAGAAGAGUAUUCUCAAUGGCUGACUUGCCUCCUGUCACUCUAAUUGGCUCCAAUCAGCAGGAAAGGACAAGGAAGCAAGUUAGAAGACUCUUCUCAGUGGAAACACACUCCCCUUUACAUGCUUAUUGGCUCCUAGGGCUCUGAUAAAGCAACUACCAUUCAAGCGGCCAAAUUUUUGAACCUAGCCAUGGAGGUC
This is a messenger RNA of Rhineura floridana, 2317 nucleotides long. Its product is annotated as olfactory receptor 4S2-like. Lineage: Eukaryota; Metazoa; Chordata; Lepidosauria; Squamata; Rhineuridae. Bases 270 to 1202 code for a protein of 310 amino acids. Gene Ontology annotation, cellular component: membrane. The transcript has 4 exons. Gene Ontology annotation, biological process: G protein-coupled receptor signaling pathway. Gene Ontology annotation, molecular function: olfactory receptor activity; G protein-coupled receptor activity. The record is from RefSeq and is a predicted model, not a curated record.